GCUUUUUGGAUACAGAAUAGUGAUGAAAAACUAAAGCAAAAUUUUGAGAUGCAGUUUCCUUCAAAGCUGUGGAACAACUAUUUUCAUUUGGCUGUGGCUUUUAUUACCCAAGAUUCACUACAGCUAGAAAACUUUUCCCAUGCAAAAUACAACAAAAUCCAGAACAAAUAUGGAGAUAUGAGACGUUUAAUUGGCUUUGCUAUCCGUGACAUGUGGUACAAACUUGGCCAGAAUAAAAUUUGCUUUAUUCCGGGGAUGGUUGGACCCAUCUUGGAAAUGACUCUUAUUCCAGAAGUUGAACUACGAAAGGCCACAAUCCCAAUUUUCUUUGACAUGAUGCUGUGUGAAUAUCAAAGGACAGGAGAAUUCAAAAAGUUUGAAAAUGAAAUAAUUUUGAAGUUGGACCAUGAAGUAGAAGGAGGACGUGGGGAUGAACACUACAUGCAGUUGUUUGAGUCCAUUCUUACAGAGUGUGCGUGUCAGUAUCCUGGCAUUUUUAACUUGGUUGAAAGUUUUGUUAGCCUAGUUAAAGGCCUCUUGGAGAAACUGCUGGAUUACCGAACUGUGAUGAAUGAUGAAAGCAAGGACAAUCGCAUGAGCUGCACUGUGAACUUACUGAAUUUCUACAAGGACAUUAACCGUGAAGAGAUGUAUAUCAGAUAUUUGUAUAAAUUGCGAGAUCUUCAUUUAGAUUGUGAGAAUUACACGGAAGCAGCAUAUACCCUUCUACUCCAUACGUGGCUCUUGAAGUGGUCAGAUGAACAGUGUGCACCCCAAGUCAUGUCAACAGAGUUCCAGUGUUCACAGACCUAUCGACACUUGAAAGAGAAUCUGUAUGAGAAGAUCAUAGAAUACUUUGACAAAGGAAAGAUGUGGGAAGAAGCCAUAUCUUUAUGCAAAGAACUUGCAGAGCAAUAUGAAAAGGAAGUUUUUGACUAUGAACUUCUAAGUCAAAACCUGAUUCAACAAGCAAAGUUCUAUGAAAACAUCAUGAAAAUUCUGAGACCUAAACCAGACUAUUUUGCUGUUGGGUAUUAUGGCCAAGGAUUCCCCACAUUUCUAAGGAACAAAGUAUUCAUCUAUCGUGGGAAGGAAUAUGAGAGGAGAGAGGAUUUCCAGGCACAACUGAUGAGUCAGUUUCCCAGCGCAGAGAAGAUGAACACCACCUCAGCACCUGGAGAGGAUGUGAAAAACUCUCCUGGUCAAUAUAUCCAGUGUUUUACAGUGCAACCAGUCCUGGAGGAGCAACCUAGAUUCAAAAAUAAGGCAGUACCUGAUCAAAUUAUAAAUUUUUAUAAGUCCAACAAUGUGCACCGGUUCCACUAUUCACGACCAGUCAGAAAAGGAUCUGUUGACCCUGAAAAUGAAUUUGCUUCUAUGUGGAUUGAGAGAACAUCAUUUGUUACAGCAUACAAACUUCCUGGAAUUUUACGGUGGUUUGAGGUUGUCUCCAUGUCACAGACUACAAUUAGUCCUUUAGAGAAUGCUAUUGAGACUAUGUCCACAACGAAUGAAAAAAUUUUGAUGAUGAUUAACCAAUACCAGAGUGAUGAGAACCUUCCUAUUAAUCCGCUUUCUAUGCUUCUGAAUGGAAUUGUUGAUCCAGCUGUUAUGGGUGGCUUUGCUAAAUAUGAGAAGGCUUUCUUUACAGAAGAAUAUAUUAGAGACCAUCCAGAGGAUCAAGAAAAACUGAAUAGACUCAAAGAUCUAAUUGCUUGGCAGAUACCUUUCCUUGGGGCUGGAAUUAAAAUUCAUGAAAGAAGAGUUUCUGAUAAUCUUCGUCCUUUCCAUGACCGUAUGGAGGAAUGUUUCAAGCAUUUAAAAGUUAAAGUGGAAAAACAAUAUGGAGCCAGAGAAUUGCCAGAUUUUGAUGACAAGAGAGUAGGACGGCCAAGAUCAAUGCUGAGAUCCUAUCGUCAGUUAUCAGUUAUUUCACUGACUUCCAUGAAUUCAGACUGCAGUACUCCAAACAAAAUUGCUUCAGAAAGCUUUGAUCUGGAAGUACUGCUACCAAAGCAAGUAAAAGCAGAAUCAGAGGAGACUGCUCUGCAAAUUAAUCCUCACCCUGAAGUAAAGAUGAGAAGGUCCAAAAAAAGAACAAAAAGAAGCAGUGUGGUGUUUGCUGAUGAGAAGACAGCACCUGAUAUUUCUGUCUCUGACAUGAAAUGUCUGUCAAGGAAAUAUGAGUUUAUGAGUGAUACCAACCUCUCAGAACAUGUAGUGGCACCUCAGAAAACAUCUGUCCUCAAGCAGAUGAGCUCUGUCAGUCGUUCUAUGCCAACUAUCCCAGGAUUAACUCUGUCCGUCAGCCCUGUGGCACAUGAUGAAACAAUUGCAUCACAUAGGUUGAGUCAACCAGUGUUUCCUACCACCUCAGAUGGUGACAAGAAAACCUUCAAAAAAAAAAAAGUGAACCAGUUAUUUAAAACAAUGCGCAUUUCCAAAGUUCUAGAAGAUGGAAAGCAGUCUGUGGAGCACCAUUUCAAAUCUUCACCUACAGAUCUGUAA
Fulmarus glacialis (Northern fulmar) is the source of this 2508-nucleotide messenger RNA. RefSeq names its product dedicator of cytokinesis protein 2-like. Lineage: Eukaryota; Metazoa; Chordata; Aves; Procellariiformes; Procellariidae. Gene Ontology annotation, molecular function: guanyl-nucleotide exchange factor activity; small GTPase binding. The record is from RefSeq and is a predicted model, not a curated record. Gene Ontology annotation, cellular component: plasma membrane; cytoplasm. The transcript is spliced from 23 exons. The annotation marks the transcript as partial. Gene Ontology annotation, biological process: cell migration; small GTPase-mediated signal transduction.